Molecule: messenger RNA, 4585 nt
Organism: Maniola jurtina (meadow brown)
Lineage: Eukaryota; Metazoa; Arthropoda; Insecta; Lepidoptera; Nymphalidae
Gene: frj
Product: lysophospholipid acyltransferase 7-like
Exons: 7
Coding region: 102-1568 (488 amino acids)
Biological process (GO): phosphatidylinositol biosynthetic process; lipid modification
Cellular component (GO): mitochondria-associated endoplasmic reticulum membrane contact site; membrane
Molecular function (GO): lysophospholipid acyltransferase activity
Source: RefSeq, a predicted model, not a curated record
CAAAUGUCAAAAUAUUUAUAAACACUCCAAACAAAAAACAAUAUUUUGGAAGCAAAUAAUAUUCGAAAUUGUUAGUAAUAGAACGACUUAAUUUAUCUAAAAUGUGGUCGUUCAUUGCAAAGAAUAAAAACGACAUCAUAUACUUAUCUUUGCUAUUAUUCAGUGUGUUUAUCGGACCUUAUUACAGAAAGCUAAGCACAGUAGAUUCAAAGAAAUGGGCCGGCUCUAUUUUGGGCAUUGUUUUAAUAAUUAUCGUCUCGGGAUACAGCGCAGCACAUCCCAUAUUAUCGGCUCUGUCUGGUAUAAUUGCGAUUAAGUCGACACCGAUUAAAUCAUGCCAUGUCUUUACAUUCUUCUUCAUGUUUGGAUAUCUAUUCUUCUUCCGAUUAUCCAAUAAAUUUGGUUUAAAAGGUUCAUCUGGACAAACAAAUCUUAUUGAAAUGAUCAUAGUCUUAAGAGUGGUUGGUGUCGCUUUUGAAAUGAACGGCUCUUGGUUAGCCAUGGCGAAGGCCAAGAAAGUGGAACAGAAGGUUGCAGAGAAGGAAUCUGAAGAGAAACCUCUCAAAGAUGAUGAUUUUGUGGAGUUGAUAAAUCCUGAGUUCAUUGACCUGUUCCAUUAUUGCUUUAAUUACAUAGGAUUGUUAACAGGUCCAUAUUACAGAUAUCGUACCUUUGAUGAUUACUUCAGAUUGCCAUACAGCAAAUAUGUGGAUUGUUUUGGCUUUACAAUCAAUACUUUGAAAAUUGUGCCAUUGUAUAUUUCACUUUAUUUGGCUCUCUCAAAUGUAUGGCCUCUUGACUACAUUCUUACGGAAGAUCACAACAACCGACAUUUCCUGUACAGAAUGAUGUAUCCAUGGGUGUUAUUUGCCGCCUUUCGACAACGUAUCUACUCAGGCAUGACGCUUGCAGAGAGUGUGUGCACGUCCGCAGGCCUCGGCGCUUACCCGGUGCAGGGGAAGAAUAGAUCCGGACAUGGCCCCACUGUUGGCUAUUUGAAGUUGAAACAGAUGUCUGAAGAAGAGGCUAGAACAGCACAGUAUGACUUCAAAACCAUUGAAUGUAUGGACGUGUGGGGAUGUGAAACAGUGGUAACAUUGCGAGAUUCCAUGAAAGUGUGGAACAAGGCUGUGCAGUAUUGGGUCGCUAUGGUGGUGUACAAGAGAUUCCCUGUUACUGCUUUGAAAAUCCAUGCAGCAUUGUUUGUAUCAGUCAUAUGGCACGGUUUCCACGCCGGAUAUUUCUUCUGCAUCUACUUCUGCCCGUUCUACUUAAUGGCCGAGGAUAUUUACUUCAAGCUCUACUACAAGGAUGCUACAGGAAUUAAAAAGAAAAUCAUUGGCUUUAUCAUGUGGUUUCUACGAUCACAUUCGGAAUCGUACCAAGCGGCGGCGUUCCUUCUAUUAACCUUUGACCGUAUUUGGAUCUACUACUCCUCAAUGUACCACUACUGGUACGGAGUUUGGCUUGCGUUUUUGAUACUUGGAUUGAUACUGAAAAAGGUACGAAAUAUGUUGAAUCCUAGAAUAUCGAAAACGGGUGAUAGUACUGAAGUUAAAGCUCAGUGAAAAAACUAGUUUUUAGAAUUACAUGACCUUUGGAUGAUUUUAAAAAAUAAUCUUAAAACCUUUGACUGUAUUAUUGUAAAUAAUACAGAAGGUAGUCUUCGUCAAUUAAGAUGUUUUAUAAAACAGUAAAUUAAAAAAAUUACAAAAACCGUACAGUUAUAUCAGAAGCUGGCGAUCGAAAGAAGACUUGGAUAAAUACUAGCAGAAAUUUAAAAACUUAGAAAUAGCAUCAACCCACACAAGAAAAGGUAUUUAAGUAUUUUGUUCUUUUUAUUUUACAUAAAAUACUUCGGUGAUGCAAUUUCUGGUGUACUUUAAGAGCUCAAAAUAAGCAAGAAAAUUCGUUCGCCAGUUUCUCCAUUUUUCGAUGUGACUUAAAAGUAUUGUAUGUAACAUAUUUUGUUCAACAACUAAUUUUUAUUCAAUUUGAAAUCAGUCGUAAGAUUAAUUUAUUUACAUAUUUAUUAAUUAGGUUAUUUUAUAACUAAGCUAAUAGGCAUUUUUGUUGGUACAUAACAAGUACGAUAGUAAAAACGUUUAUGAAUUAUUUUUUAGGUUUACAAUUUUUUAUUUAGUUUCUAUUAUAUUAAAAUUAAUGAAAGAGUACUAUUAUUUAAGAGGAUUGUGGUGACGGAUAUUUAAAUGGGAAAGGGAACAGUAAAAAAAUAAGGGCUUAUUUUUCAUAAUGUUGUAUAUUCAUAUAUUUUUUUGCAAUUCAAAAAGGAGUAAACAAGCAAAUACAGUUAACUCAGUUUCGAUUGAUACUAAAUUAAAACUUAGUUGCGACGCUACUUCGCUUUCUUGAUCAAGUGAGAUGAGCAGUGACCGCUAUAAACCAUAGUCUCCCAGUGCGCGGGAGGCAUAAGGCUCUUAUGGACAUGACCUGAAGUGGCAGUGGGCAGACGUGUUCUGGAGUGGAGACCGCGUAUCAGCAAGCGCAGCGUGGGACGACCUCCGACCCGCUGGACAUACUAAGAGGAUAGCGGGAAGUGGGUGGAUGAGGAAGGCAGAGGAUCGUGUGUGGUGGCGCGCUCUUGGGAAAGCCUAUGUCCAGCUGUGGACACAAACAGGCUGUUUGAUUGAUUGGCCACGACCUUGAGUUAUAAAACCCAUUACGCACGGUCGACUAGUCGCCCAGAAACUCAGUCGACGGCCACCGUUAGAAUCUCUAAUCUAUAUAAAUUAGAGAUUCUAACGGUCACCGUCAACCAAGUUGCCGGGCGACUGGUCGACCGUGCGUAGUGAGUCUAAAGAAAGCGACCAAAAAGGAAAGUAUAGACAAUAUUUGUUAUUAGUGAUAUAGGUUUAAAACGAUUGAAAAAUUAGCCCCGAAUGGAUUAGGGUAGAUUAGGAAAAAAAACUGCUAAGAAAAGGCUGGUGUGCUCAAUUAUUUUUUAUCAUUACGGGACAUGGGACUGAUAAUGAUGUAUGAAAUGAAAUAAAUAUGUAAUUGAUAUAUGUAUUAUCUAAUUUUAUACUUGUUUCAACUAUAGAGCCUGCAUAGAGCCUCAAUAGCUCAACCGGUAAAGGAGCGGACUGAAAACCGAAAGGUCGACGGUUCAAACCCCGCCCGUUGCACUAUUGUCGUACCUACUCCUAGCACAAGCCUGACGCUUAGUUGGAGAGGAAAGGGGAAUAUUAUAAUUAUUAAGUAGCUUACUUGAUUAAUUGACUACAAAACUAAUAGAAAUAAUAAUUUAUUAAUAUACGAGUGUUUACAUUAGUAAAUUUGAGUACUUACGAGAGUAAAACUUACAGGUGUAUCAUGUAAUAUACCGAUCUUAAUAUAAUCGCGCGUUAUUGCACUUGCUCAUUUCUAACUACCGAAAUUAAUAGGCAAUCUAUCCGUAAUCUGUCGAUAAAUUGCUUAGCUAUGUUGUUAACUGACAAAAGGCCAUAUAAUUAUGUGAGAAGUCAUUUAGUACGGACUAUACAAGAUUUGACAAAAACAACGUUUCUAAGUAACUUAUCGACGGAAUACACAUAUGAUUGAUUUUAUUAUUAUUCAUUUCGACCGUUAUUGAUAUGACAUUGAAUCCUUGCCUGAAUUUUAUUUAUACCUAUUUAUGACAAAAUUAAAAGAAGAAUAAAUGUACUAAGUGUAAGUAGAACAAUAUGACUAAUGGACUGUAGAUUUUAGAUUUGUACGGGUAAUUCUAUGAUGGGAAAUUAGUGUUGAGGUAGGUAAUUAUUGUUCUAAACAAUUCGUAUUCAUUCCUUUUUAUUAUGACUUAUGUUGCGACCAAUUAUUUAGAUUUUUGGCACUCAUUGAAGUUCUUAUAUACAUUCUAUUUGCGCAUUUAUUGAUUGAUUUUUUAGGAUUGAGACGAAGACGUCUAACUUAUUCCUCAUAACUCAAAGCUUUUCACAUAGGUAUCUCGAGAAUCGGGAGGCAUAGAGUGAGGAGUGUGUGUGAGACCCACCAAUAGUAACGCUACAUUUUCUAACCGAGCUCUGGUAGAAAAGUAUUAAGAAGCAAAGCUAUGAUUGGUAGGUUUCACGAACAUCCAUCGCAAUUUCAUUACUUAGGGCUGAUUUACACUGGAACGGCAGCGGCGCGGCGAGCACUUUCAUGUGAAAGAGUUUUAAACUUUAUCUAAAUAGUUUAAAGACCAGUAUCGCUUGACAAGCUCUAAAAGGUCACGCGGCAGAGUCGGCCGCCCUCGUCGCGUCGCUGCCGGUUCGGUAUGAAUUAGCCCUUAGUCGCGUUUCCAUCAAAAAAAAUUUGCCAGUGUUAUCUUUAAGACCUAUUUUAGCUACCUGCUGAAAUGUACGACAGGAACAACCCAGAAACGGCACUCAAUUUGGACGUACGUUUCAUUAUCGCGUUAUCGGUUCCACCUUAUUAAAGGUCGGAAAGGGAACAUGCUGUUAUUAAUUUAGAUCAGUGCGUCCAGAUUUGACGUGCCUACGAGGACCCUUAAAAAUAUUGUGUACCUAAUCGGUUUUUGAAUCUUAAUUAUUAUUGUCGAUACUCGAUUUGUAACGAUCUGAUAAAAUAAAUGUUUUUAAUGGCA